Rhododendron vialii is the source of this 1386-nucleotide messenger RNA. RefSeq lists its product as uncharacterized. The record is from RefSeq and is a predicted model, not a curated record. Gene Ontology annotation, biological process: DNA integration. Gene Ontology annotation, molecular function: RNA-DNA hybrid ribonuclease activity; nucleic acid binding. Bases 1 to 1386 code for a protein of 461 amino acids. The transcript has 5 exons. NCBI's taxonomy places the organism in Eukaryota, Viridiplantae, Streptophyta, Magnoliopsida, Ericales, Ericaceae.
AUGGUCGAGCCACCCAACGUAACUGAGUUUAUCACUAAGCGCCCCAUCCCUUCUCACCGAGCAAAGAUUUUCACCGGCCACGCUUGGUGUCUUCACGUCGAUGGUGCAUUUAACAAUCGAGGGGCCGACGCUGGGAUAGUGUUAGUAUCGUCAAGCAGAACAAUGCAUGAGCAAGCCCUUGGCAUUGGCUGCCCCACUACCAACAAUGAAGCCGAGUACGAAGCCUUAAUCGCUGGGCUAAGGUUGGCUUGGCAUAUGGGCGCCGAAGAAGUCCAGGUUUACAGCGACUCUUUGCUCAUUGUAAAGCAGCUCAAUAAUGAUUAUGAAGCCAAGGAUGCGUGCAUGAAUAAAUACAUGAGCCAGGUCAUUACUUUGACCAGUUCGUUUCAAAAUGUGUGCUUUGAUCAUGUUGGCAGGGAUCUUAAUUUGCAUGUUGACUCUUUGGCCGGCCUCGGCGCCAUUUGCACCGAACAUGAUGGUUAUCGCACAAUAAUCCUUAGCAAGGUUACUUCACCAAGCUUCGAGCCAGAACUGCGGGAGGUCAUGGAAAUACAUUUGGCUCCAAGCUGGAUGGAUCUUUUGAUCUCCUCCUUAAAGCAUGCCACCCUUCCCACCGAUCGCAAGGAGGAGAUACCAGGCAUCUUCAAUGAACUACAUGAUGGAAGUGCUAGCUGCCACAUCGGUAGCCGAUCCUUGGCCGACCAUGCUCUGUCCCAAGGUUAUUGGUGGAAGAAGAUGGUGCACUCAACUAUAGAGUUUGCCAAGCAGUAUUACUAUACCAAGUGGGUGGAGGCCAAGGCGCUCAUAACAAUCAUGGCCGCCGAUGUGGAGAAUUUCUUUUGGAAGCAAAUCUUCACCAGGUUCGACGUGCCGUAUGCCAUUGUGUCUGACAACGGUACCCAGAUUGUAGCCGAUGCUAUCAAGGCCCUAUAUAAGAGGCGUGGAAUUCAGAUGAAGACAGUUUUUGUCUCUUAUCCUCAGGGGAACGGUCAAGCUGAAGCUGCCAACAAGGCCAUUUCCGCCGGACUAAAACGCCGACUCACCAAUAAGCUUGCAAAUGGGUGGUUGAGUUGCCCGAUGUGUUGUGGGGCUAUCGCACCACUCCACGGCGUGGCACCAGCCGGACCCCUUACUCUAUGGCGUUCAGCAUUGAGGUUGGCCGCCGAAGCAGAUCGUGUUGACAAGCUCCGGGAUGACGCCCACGUUAAGUAUGCGGCCUAUCAGCAGCAGUUGAAGAAAGAGUUGAAGAAAUUCAUGCCCAAGUGGGAAGGCUCAUUUCGAGUUAUUAAGAAAGUGGGCUAUGGUUCUUAUGAGCUCUCCGAGAUGGAUGGCACGACUGUUCCUAACCACUGGAAUGCGCAGCUGCUUAGGAAGUUUUACGCUUAA